CCUGCCGGGUCUCCAGCUUCCGGCCGGUCGAGAGGGAGCGAUUCUUCCAGGUGUGGCCUCGAUCGAGAGACGCUCGUCAAAGAGCUUGUCGAGUUGAAGAAGCUUGUGGCGGAUCAAAACAGGCAGCAAAAGAAGCAAAAGCUUCUAGCUUCCGCGGUGGAGCACGAGAAUAGGUACCAUUUCCUUUGUCAUUUCAUCACAUCUUGUUUUCUUUCGCUGUGAUUCUUCCAACUUACAGGAAGUUGGAGAGAGACAUAUUGGAUCUUGAGUUGAAAGGAAUUGCCGACGCCCUCAGUGAUUACGACUCACCGUUUCUUCGCGAGAAACUCCAAGGUAUGUUAAUUGUAUUUCCUUUGAUCGAAGCUCUUCAACUCUCUGGCUUGUUUGGCUGCAACGUAGAUUUCAAGACAAGGAUCAGCUACUUGCAAAGGGCUUGCCGGCUCCAAAGUGAGGAGCUCUGCCUUUUGCGAAGAGAUGUCCGUGGAACGCACACCAAGGAGCUUGAAAUGGAGCGAGACGUUUUUGCAGAGGAAGCGUUCUUCUUGCAGAGGGUGGCGAGAAAGCUGGCAACGAUUCAGACCCGGAUCAACUCCGAGAACAAGGAGAUUCAGCAAAUGUUAGCGAAGAACGAACAGCUGGAAGCAGCCAACUAUCAAACCCAGUCCAACAUCACGGUAUCUCCAGCGUUGUCCCCGAUCUCUAGCUGAUGGAAACGAGCAAAG
This is a messenger RNA of Selaginella moellendorffii, 722 nucleotides long. RefSeq lists its product as uncharacterized. Lineage: Eukaryota; Viridiplantae; Streptophyta; Lycopodiopsida; Selaginellales; Selaginellaceae. The transcript is spliced from 2 exons. The record is from RefSeq and is a predicted model, not a curated record. Bases 336 to 707 code for a protein of 123 amino acids.